Spirodela intermedia is the source of this 3602-nucleotide messenger RNA. The record is from the annotation of a GenBank genome assembly. Lineage: Eukaryota; Viridiplantae; Streptophyta; Magnoliopsida; Alismatales; Araceae.
AUGAGGAAUAUAACGCGUGUGAAGCAGGGAUGGAGAUGGUUGCAGACUCCGAAGCUGGCCGCCAUGGGUGCCCAGCUGACAGAAAGCUGCAACAAGCUCGUAUUUAUCCUGGGUCACCUCUGGCCGUCGAUUUGUCAUUGUUGCCUGCGGCUCUGGGGGUUGCUGUUGACGCUUCUGAGGCUGUGGAGUGAUUGCGUUGCCAGGGGGAUCUGGUCAUUGAUUGCUUUGGGCAUCACAACCUUGUUCGUCAUCUUAUGGAGCUUAUUUCUUUGUCUCACUUCAACAUUUUGCCUGGUCUACGCGCUUCUGAUUCUGGUUAGUGAUUUCUAAGACUUACCUACAAUGUAAAAAUAAAAAAUAUAUAAUUGUAAUUGAAGGAGAUUUAUGAUUAUUCACAUUUCCAGGAUUGACCUGAGAAACCGUUUGACCCUCAAAAAAUGGACACAUUAGUCUGGCAUGUAAUUCGGAGUUAUAUGCUUUCUAUUGAACAAUAAUUGCUCGCCAGAGGCCCCAUUAUCCUGCUGAUCGCUAGAACUGUCCAGCUUUAGAUUCCUUUCAAUUUUCCUUCAUCCAUUACAGGUUGGGGAUGCAUUUUAUAGUAUUGUGAAGAGAAAAUCAUCUUGAGAGAGAUCUGAAUCUUGUCUUUGUUCUAAGCUUUUCACAAAAUUACUCAUAUGCUUCGUUGUUAUAUGGUGAUUUCAGGGAGCUGCUUGUGCUACGAUUCGCCACCUGGGUUAUACCCCUGGACUCUUCCUUGUUGGGCUUCUUGGAAUUUUGACCAACUGGAUCUAUGGAAACCUUUGGGUGAUAGCUGCGCUACUAAUAAUAGCAGGUAUACUUCAACUCGUGUUAUAUCUGUUGAUACCCAUCACCAAGGAAAGGAAUGUUUUUUGUUGAUUUCUGGACAUAAGUUUGGUACAGUUUUCCAGUGCUCCUACUGUUCAUGGCUGAUUGAAUCCGUAAUCUUCUAUAUGAUUUUCCAUGCCAUUUCAGGAUAUAUGUUCUCCCGGAGCAAUGCCCGCUUCCUGAUCAUCGUUUCAACUGCGUACUCUGUUUACUCUGUGUAUGUUCGUGUUGGAUGGGGUGGGAUCCUUCUAUUGACAAACUUGUCCUUUCUUUCAAACGAUCUGUUGACCACCUUCCUUCAAGGAUAUGAUGAAGCACAUGAAGCUGGUCAACGGGAGGAGCCCAGAAAGUCAGAGCCCAUUGCAGAGGACUUUGUUGGGUAUGGUGAUUUUUCGUCUCCUGGUAGCAAAUCUGGAGAGGACGACACACCCAAGUCCCAUAAGGAAUCCGAUGCGGGAGACGUCAAAAAUAGUAAAAAGGACUCUUCACUAAGCGAGGUGGUAAAGCCUGAUUCAAGUUCUCUGGAUGAGAUGAAGAGAAUCAUGGACAGCUCAAACCAUUAUGAAGCUCUUGGUCUUCCAAGAAAUAAGAGCAUAGAUGUAGCACUACUGAAACGGGAGUACAAGAAAAAGGUGGACGCUUUUUCUACUCGUCUUUAUCAGAGUUGACUGCUGUAUAUAUACUAUUUUGAUUUAGAUUCCACCCUUUUCUGACUUUCGUUGACAUUUAUAUCAUAGGCUGUGCUCGUUCAUCCUGAUAAAAAUAAUGGUAAUCCCUUGGCGAGUGAUUCAUUCAAGAGGCUGCAGAGUGCAUACGAGGUUAGUCUCUUUCUCAAGAACAUUCAUGAAAUGAAAAAAAUAUGAUAUUUCUGCACUUAUUCGCUUGUGUUUGGAUCAUAUUUCUGUGCUCGAUCCUUAACUCAUCUCAGAGAUCAAUUCCAGGUUCUUUCAGAUAUUACAAGAAAGAGAGCCUAUGAUGAGAAACUGAGGAAGGAAGAACUGAGCAUUGUUCCUCAUAAACACCAUGCUUCCUCUAACCAGGUACUUAACUGUGGGUUGCCAGAUUAGGAUAUUGCUGCAUCAUAAAUAGUUAGAUAAAAUUCUAGGAUGGGCCUUUUUUGGGCAUUGCCAAUACACUCUGUUCUUCAUGGAUCAUCGGUUGCUUCGUUUUAAUGAUCAUUUAUAUGACAGGAUGGAAUGGGCAACCGAUAUGAAAAAUCUCGGCAUAUCAGCUGCAUCUUGUGCGGCAAAAUCCAUAUAUGGACAUUUACGAAUAGAAGCACGAGCAAGGCCAGGUGGUGCCAGGUCAGACCCUUUCUCCCCAAGGAACUAGACCUUAAGUGCUCUUGAGAUCAUCACCAUCUAUACAAGAUCUCAUGAAUCCUUCCAUUCUGGGAUCAUUCUCUCUGUUCCCAGGAUUGCUGCCAGUAUCACCAAGCCAAAGAUGGAGAAGGGUGGAUUGAGAUGGGGCCCACAAGAUUCACCUCAGGCGCCAAAAAGGUACCUCCACUAAACUAGCUAUGGCGGCUGUCAGAAUUAUUCAUUGGUUCAGCUUCAGAGAGUCACCAUGGAAAGAGGAAGAUCAUGCCCUUUGGAUGAAGGCGAGCUAUAUGAUUUCUCAGUAGUCUCCUGGAAGAAUUCUGAAGAAAUGAUGGUUCAGAUUAGUGCGUGGAAAAAGAUAAUAGAUCAAUUUUUAUUUUUAUUUUUUCUUGUUUGCUGAUUAAAGCUAUUACUGAUGGGUUUGGUUCAAGAGCAACUGAGGAGAAUGAAUUGAGGACCUCCACAGAAAAAAAAUCAAUCAUGUCCUUCUGCUUUAAUUGGUCUUCAAGAAAUAUGGUUUAAAUUAAUGCAGGGAAUAAUAAAAUUAUGAAUUUUUUUCCUGGUUUAAUGGAAAUCAUGUGAUUUCCUUUUAUGGGUCUUUAAAGGGUUUUCAUUCUUUUUUUUCUUUUUUUCUUUUUUUUUGUUUCUUGUUUUUCAGGUAGAGAUUCGACGAGCGUUUGUCUGUGCCGAGGGGAAGGUCUUCGAUGUGACUGAGUGGGCCACUUGCCAGGUUUGUCCCCCCCCCCAUUCCACAUUCUUCCUCGGAUUUGUUUGGCAAAAUUAUUUUCGGAUCCAGUUUGAAAAUCCCUCGUAAUUGUCAUUAAGUAUCUCUCACCCAGCUAAUUUUUCUACAUUUGGUACUCAAAGUCAAAAUUUAGAAAUAGAAAAUGCCAUAAUCUCUCUCUCUCUCUCUCUCUCUCUCUCUCUCUCUCCCUCUCACCCAGCUAAUUUUUCUACAUUUGGUACUCAAAAUCAAAAUUUGGAAAUAAAAAAUGCCAUAAUCUCUCUCUCUCUCUCUCUCUCUCUCUCUCUCUAGAAUAAGUGCAUGAGAUCAAAGUUUCUGCAUUUAGCUGAAUCAAUUCUUUCUAUUCCCACUCCCUCUUGAAGAUGCAGGGCGUGCCUUGCCAAGCCAACACCCAUCAAGCAACCUUCCAGGCGAAGAUCGUCGGGCCUGAUCGGAGACCACCAAGGCCCAACGCCUCCCGCACCCCUCGCCAGCCAGAGCCACCACCGCCGCCGCCCCCGCCGAUGACGACCAGAACGGUGGUGAUGAUGGCAGCACCAGCAGCAGAAAACAAGAGCGAGCUCUGGUUGAAGCAAGCCUUCGCCUCUGGGCGGCUCUCAGAGAGCCACCACCACCAGAAGACCUGGAGCCCCUUCAAGAUCGCCCCGAGGAAUGGGUUCAUGAGGCAGCUCCGCAGGUACUCCCUGGGUUAG